AUGGAGAAGCGCGCUCUCUCGGCGGGUAUGGCAUUGGGCACAACCGCCUGCUCGGCGAUGCAGGGGCAUUUCCACGACAGUUCGCGUAAUGCGAACACUAGAACGGGUGGAGGACGUGGAGGCCAGCCGGGUAGCCGAGCAGGGAGCGCGGAAACCCGGGGGCCCAAGGCGCGGUCCUGGACGUUCGAGGCCAUCGCGACGGUGAGAUGUGGCCGCUCAAAGCGGCGGCGGCGGGCGAACGCUCCCACCCUUCCAGCAAUUGCGCGUUUGUUGCUGGAGCAAAAUGGGUCUUUUGCUCUUCCUGGGAGCUUGUGGAGGGGUCCUGGGGGGUGGGAGCAGAGAGGCCAAGAGUCACCGAUGGAGCGUAAAAUUGGAGAAGAGCGUCUGCCGGGUCUGGGCAUCCGUGCCAGGGCUCGCUGCACCCAAGAUCUCGAUUUGGGCCGAUUCAGUAUCGCGAUGUGCAGCUACCAAGGAGAUUGUGGUCCGCCAAUGAUGCAAGAAGUCGUCAAGUGUGGUGAAGAUCCAGGGGCAUGUCGAUGCGGCUCAAGAGCUCCGAAGCGAUCACCUUUUGUGUGCCUGUGUGGAUGA
This is a messenger RNA of Purpureocillium lilacinum, 588 nucleotides long. NCBI's taxonomy places the organism in Eukaryota, Fungi, Ascomycota, Sordariomycetes, Hypocreales, Ophiocordycipitaceae. The record is from RefSeq and is a predicted model, not a curated record.